UGUCAAACCCCUAAGUAAAAUCCAGAUAUAUCAUGUCUACAGCUUUCUGCCAUCUACUUGGCCAGUAACUCUGUCAAAGAGAGAAGUUAGGUUGGUUUGUCAUGAUUUGUUCUUGACAAUUCCAUGUUGGCUAUUCCUUAUAUCCACAUUAUCCUCUCAAUGCUUUGGGGGUUGCAAAGGAUUGUGGGUUCUGAGUCACGGGAAGAACCAAUGUGAGAGGUUUUUGGGUGCAGUGAGCAGGAUGGGUAAGCAGGGGUGAGUUGAGAUUUUUCCUUCCUGUGUUAAACGUUGAGAUCUACUGAUAAGAGUUACACUAGAGUAUGUAUUUUUAUUACUUACUUUCUGCUCCAUGCUGUUUAUCUCUCACCCACCUGUUGCUUUCUGUCAUGCACUUAGAUUGUAUAUUCUCUGGGGGAGAGACACUAUUCUUGUCCGUACAGCUCUUGACUGUGGGCCCUCAGCGCUAUUGUAAUACAGAUAAGGAGGGAUCGCUGGGCUGGGGGUAGGAUCACUUCUGGGUAGUUUCCCAAAGGUUGCACAGAUUGUUCGCCAUUCAAGUUCUGCCUUAUAUGACCACCACCAGCUGGGGCAGUGCACAAUCAUUGUAAGCUGCUCUUAAAACAGAGCUUACUUUCUACACCACUAGAGGAGAGGCUUAAACAGCAUGUCGGUACCUAUGAAGUUCCGCAUGUGGAGUGUGUGUGUUUAAAGAAAAAUCUGUAAUUUAUAAUGUUUUAAAAGGCAGCUUUGUUUUGUUGAGCAUCUUUCACACAAAGUACCCAGGAAAUGCUUUAGUUUUGCAAAGCUACUAUUAAAUAUCAGAGGGAGGGAAAAACCCACAGCAGUCAAAGAGGGCAAAGGAGAACAUGGGUAUCUUUAGAUGAGAUUUGAAGCUAAAUAGACAAUUGGCAAAGCAAUCCUGGGAGGCUGCUCCAGGUGGCAUGAGCUCAUGCCAGCAGUGCUGAAGAGACAGAAGAGGCCGGGUGCUGGCUGAACCGAGGUGAGUAGCAGAGAAGAUCUGUGAGAUCUGGUAGAGGGUUAUCAAAUAGAUGAGGAGCAAUUUUGAACUGUGCCCUGAGAUGAAGGGGGAAACAGUUGUCAGAUGUGGGGUGAUGUGGUCAGACUUCUUCACGUGUGUGAGAAAAGGGGGUGUGCUGGCAUCUGGAGAACCAGGACUCAAAAGCGAAAGGUGGUCCAAUAGUCAAAGUGGAAGGAGAUUAUAGGGGUCAGGUGAAAUCCUUGCCCACGUCUAUGUAUCCUGUUUACACAUCUGGAAAUGGGUAUUGUAACGCUCACUCGCUGAGGUGUUGGAAGGCCUGCUUAAUGUUUGUGACAGGCAGCACUCCUCGGGUGGCAAGUCCCGUAGGAGUGCAAAAUAUUUCUCUUGUUCCGGCAGAGGUGGAAUUGAGAUGCUUCCCUCCAUGAGCAAUGUUACAAAGCAGGGCAGGUGAUGCAACGGGCAGACCUUUCAGACGCAGAAGGCACGGGAGGAGAAGAAAAGUUGAGGCCCAGGGAUGACUCUCGUACUUGGAGCUCAGUCUUAAAACUUUUUCAGAAUGCAGCAGCCUGCCACUUAGGUAGAGUAGAUGGCUGAGAACACAUCCCACACAUGCUCUGCACUCUACUCUGGCUGCCAGUCUGAUAAUGGGUCCAUUUCCAAGUCCUGAUCUUUAAGGACCCAACUGGCCUAGGAUCUAGUGGCCUAGAAGACCAUCUCUCACAACACACCUCCCCACAACAGGAUGAUGGCCUCUGUGCCCUUCCGGGUGACCUGCAGUCUGAUCUCCUGGCUGUCUCUCUACACCUGGUUCUGCCAUCGGUAUAAGCACCGUAGCUAUGAGUGGAGCUGCCGGCUGGUCACUCUGACCCACGGUGUCCUCGCCACCUGCCUCUCUGCUUACAUUGGUUUUAUCGAUGGCCCCUGGCCUUUGACUCACCCAGGGUCCCCGAACACAACCCUCCAGGUGCACGAGCUGUGCCUUAGCUUGGGCUACUUCCUCUUCGACCUGGGCUGGUGCGUAUACUUCCAGGCGGAGGGCGCUCUGAUGUUGGCCCAUCACAUGGUGAGCAUCUUGGGAAUCACAGUGUCUCUGGCCCUGGGUGAGUCAGCAGCCGAAGUCAACGCCGUCAUCUUUGGCAGCGAGAUCACCAACCCGCUGCUGCAGGCCCGCUGGUUCCUGCGGGAGAUGGGGCUUUACCACAGCUUCACGGGGGAUGUGGUGGAUUUCUUCUUCGUGGCCCUCUUCACGGGCGUGCGGAUCGGGGUCGGGGCCUGGCUCAUGUACUGCGAGCUUGUGUCACCCAAGCCCAGGUGGUUCAUUAAGGUGGGGGGGGUGAUUAUGUACGCAGUCUCCUGGGUUUUCAUGGUCAGCAUUUGCCGCUUCGCUCGGAGGAAAAGCAUGAAGAAGUACCAUGCCUGGAGGAGCCGGAGGAACGAGGAGCAGUACUCUGAAAGAAAUGGCCAUCUGAAGAGGCAUUAACCCUGCGGACUCCAACUUCUCGAUCUUGCAAGAAGGGGAUCGAGCCCCUGGAUAGGCAGGUCAUUCUUGGGAGAUGAGCCAUUUAAUAUUAGAGAGAACUGAGCCAAGUGCAUCCCUGGUGUAACGCCAUUGAAGUCAGUGGAGUUACACCAUAAAUGCAUUGGGUCUGGGGGGGUGUUACCUGGAAGAGACUGGAUUAGAGGUGUGCUGUGUGUAUGUAGACAUAGAGCAAACUGUGUGAGUGGGGAAAGGGCUUAAUUUACAAUUAACGCAGUUGCCAGUGCAGCAGCGCACAGGUAUAAAUAGCAGUGUUAGUGGCUGACUCCUUCAGCACUGAUAUAAUCUUGAAGGAGAUAAGAUCAAGCACUAGGUCUCAGUGUUCAAUGUACUGCACAGUGCAGGCACCUAAUGUGACUCUGAUUUCCUGUUCAGAAGAGGUGUGGUCUAGUGGUUGGCGUGGGGCAAGGAGGAGUCAGGAUUCCUGGCUCUGCCACCAGCUCGCAAGGUGAGUCGCUUAGCUCUCUUUGUGGGGAUAAUGAGGCUGACCCACAUCUCUGUGAAGCACUUUCAGAUCCUUGGAUAAAAGGGGGCCUGUACAUGCAAAAUGUGGUAAAUAUUUAUUAUUAUCUCGGCAUUUCCUUUGGAAGAGAGAAGCUUGGUCGUUGAGCCAGAAUGCAAGUGCAGGUUAGAUAGCAGUUGAGUCAGUAUUAUUUUUCUUCUGGUCGCUCGUAAUUCUUAUUGAUUGUUUAUUUAUUUUAUUUCUGUUACAGUAGCGCCCAGAGGUCCCAAUCAUAAUCGAGGCCUCAGCGUGCUAGGUGCUGUACAAACACAUACAAUGAGGCGUCUCUGACGCGAAGAGCUUACAAUGGCUUUUCCCCCCAGCUCACUCCUUUCCAUCAUUAAAAACCAUACCCACAAUGUCGUUCUCGGUUCCCUUUCUAGUAGUCAGGUGUCUAACCGCUCCCAUCGCAAAAAGCCACAUCAGCAAGGGGCUAUAACUGGCUCCCUUCCUGACUGUCUCCAGAGGUGGGCUGAUCUGCCCAUGGAGACUGAAUUCCCCUUUGUGAUGCUUCCCAUCUGUCCGGGGACAGGGAAUAGCAGAGAGAGAGCUUGCUUUGCUGCUUCCUCUGCUCUGCCUUGUAGAUAAAUGACAUACUUCAGGCUUGUCAAACCAACUUCUCUCACCAGCAGUAAAUUCAUUUAAAAACUAAAUCCUUAAGUAGGAUGGGACUGGCAGCUCGCAAAGUAACAACCAGAUCCUGACCUUGGUUAACCUAGUGUAAAGGCAAUGCAUUUCCACUGUGGAUUUAAACCGGUAUAUCUGAAACCAGAAUCUGGCCCAGUGUUGCCUUUGUGGUAGCUGGCUGACCUGUACAUAGGAAAGCCGUGUUGCUGACACUGGCCCCAUGCACAGAUUCUGCUGUGUUGGGGAAACUGUUGCAGUUUUCAGAUGCUGUUGUGUUUAUCUCGCUGCAGUCUCUUAAGCACAAUUUGGUUUUGAUCCUGGCCCUUUUACAUGUGGAUUCCGCCAUGCACGAAUCUACAGUUCAUAUUUCAGUUCUCCUGUAGACGUCGCCUGUUGCAACCAAAGAACUCACAAGCGAAUUGCCACAUGCCAGCUUCAGGUGAACAGAGCUGACAGAAGGGCAGGCCAGUCCUCAAAGGGAAACUCCACUUGUUUUGCUCGGUGCAGUGAUACAAAUGUUCACUCUUGAAGGGAGGUAGGUGGUUAGCACAGGUAAGUGGUAAUUAGGACUCCUGGGUUCUAUCUCUAGCCCUGCCACUGACCUGCGUGUCAUGUGACCUCUUUGCUUCAGUUUACCCAUCUAUGAAAUGGGUAUAAUAUUGACCUACCUCACAGGGGUGUCUUGAGGUUUAUCAACAGUAAAGCACUUUACCCACCUAUGGUGAGUGCUUUCAGGUCUCUGGUGAGUAGUGCAGAGUGUUACUGCUGUGCUUUGAGAUUUGAUUUGAGAACUUUCCCCCAUGGUGUAAACUAUGAACUAUAACUGGGACUAAACUUUCUAACUCAAACAUGGCACUUCUCAGUCCCUGGCUUACUCGAAUCACAAAACCCCAGAGGGGUGUGAUGCUUUUGAACAGUGUUUACAGGCAGGAUUCUGAGAGGUACCAGUUGAUACUGUGAACUGGAAAUAUAUUUAGGGGCCAGUCCUGCAAUUUCUUCUCAGGUAAAGUUCCUGUUUGAUUAAAGCGAGGGUGGUGGGGUUGUUUGCCUGGAAAUAUAUUUAGGGGCCAGUCCUGCAAUUUCUUCUCAGGUAAAGUUCCUGUUUGAUUAAAGCGAGGGUGGUGGGGUUGUUUGCCUAUGUGGGGACUACAGGAGUAUGUCUGGAGUCUCAACCACCUCCUGCAGUGGGCCUGAACCUGAAAAUCUUUUUGGUGUGGAACUCUCAUCAGUCAAUAAAGGGCUUGUGCAGGGAAGGCUUGCCGGUUGGAGUCUCAAGUAUUCUUAGAAGAAAGCUGAGCCUGAUAUGGUCUAAUUGCUGGACAGAAAUGGUUCCAUGCGCAGACCUGAUGGUUUGGAUUGAGACCUAGAUCUUCAGAGAAGUUUGGUGUGCAGUUGCAUUCAAAGUUGAUGCCGUUACAUUGUCAAGUAGCCAUGGUGGUGCGCCCAGUGGAAGUAGUAGCACGUGCAAAUUAGAUAUGCACUUUGCACGAGCCAGUGUGCACUUUCUGUAAUGGCCAAGGAGUUCCUUUAUUUGAGCUUCCGAGAGUAGAAGGGGGACUUGUUGCAGAUCCUGUGAUCAAUAUCAGGACUGUUUAGAAUGUUAUACAAGGAUGCCAGAAGACAAAAGGAGUAAUUGACAAUGGCUUUGCAGAAAAGAGACGGCAAGAAUGCUUCUAGCAAAGGCGUUGUAGUGCCUGCAGUGGGCACAAGUACAGAAUCAUGGACCCGGGGAGAGGGAAGAUACCUUGCCAUCUGAGUGAAGCACAUGGUGGGAGAGAAUGUCCUAAAUUACACUGAGUAGAAGGGCUAACCCAUAGUGUCUGGAACACAUGUGUGGGACUAGUGUGAAGUACUAACUUGUGUUUGAAUUACUGUGUAAUAAUUACUAAUGUUCCACCGGUGGAUGGUGUAGAAGCUUUCUAUUACAUUUUAUAAAAUAAAGACACUUUAACUA
Mauremys reevesii (Reeves's turtle) is the source of this 5620-nucleotide messenger RNA. Its product is annotated as TLC domain-containing protein 5-like. Gene Ontology annotation, cellular component: membrane. The record is from RefSeq and is a predicted model, not a curated record. NCBI's taxonomy places the organism in Eukaryota, Metazoa, Chordata, Testudines, Geoemydidae. The coding region runs from base 1743 to 2480 and encodes 245 amino acids. The transcript is spliced from 3 exons.